AUGGUGAAAGCUUUAGCAUUCUUUAGUGUGUUUGUAGCCAUUUUGGCUAUAACCAAAGCUGCUGCUGUGGCGUCAACUGCAUGUGAGACGACGCCAGCUCCUCCAUGCACAGCGACAACGCUUCUACCUACAACUACAACUUGUUCAACAACAACUUUAACAACUAUCACAACAACCCCAACAACUACAACGACGUGCUCAACAACUGUCUCAAGAACAACAUCCGCAACAACUCGUCCAACUACAACAACCACUGUUCCAACAACAACAACAACCACUGUUCCAACAACAACCACCACUGUUCCAACCACAACGACCACGUGCUCAACAACGACGACCACUGUCCCAACAACAACAUCCGCAACAACUCGUCCAACUACAACAACCACUGUUACAACAACAACCACAACUGUUCCAACAACAACCACCACUGUUCCAACAACAACCCCCACUGUUCCAACAACAACGACCACAUGCUCAACAACGACGACCACUGUCCCAACAACAACAACCACAACAACUCGUCCAACCACAACAACCACUGUUCCAACAACAACCACCACUGUUCCAACAACAACCACCACUGUUCCAGCCACAACGACCACGUGCUCAACAACGACGACCACUGUUCCGACAACAACCACCACAGCAACUCUUCCAACCACAACAACCACUGUUCCAACAACAACAACCGCAGUACCGACCACAACAACCACUGUUCCGACAACAACAACCACUAACCCAACAACAACAACAACGUGCUCAACAUCGACGACCACUGUCCCUACAACAACAACCACUGUUCCAACAACAACAACCGCAGUUCCGACCACAACAACCACUGUUCCGACAACAACAACCACUGUUGCGACAACAAGUACCACUGUUCCAACAACAACAACCACGUGUUCAACAACGACGACUACUGUCCCGACAACAACGACCACAACAACUCGUCCAACCACAACAACCACUGUUGCGGCAACAACAACCACUGUUCCGACAACAACAACCACGUGCUCAACAACGACGACCACUGUCCCUACAACAACAACCACCACAACAACUACUGUUCCGACAACAACAACCAAAACAACACGUCCAACCACAACUACUGUUCCAAUAACAACCACUGUUCCGACAACAACAACCACUGUUCCAACAACAACAACCACUGUUCCAACAACAACAACCACGUGCUCAACAACGACGACCACUGUCCCGACAACAACAACCACUGUUCCGACAACAACCAAAACAACACGUCCAACCACAACUACUGUUCCAACAACAACCACUGUUCCAACAACAACAGCCACGUGCUCAACAACGACGACCACUGUCCCGACAACAACAACCACAACAGCUCGUCCAACCACAACAACUCGUUUAACCACAACAACCACUGUUCCAACAACAACAACCACUGUGCCAACAACAACCACCACUGUUCCAGCAACAACAACCACGUGCUCAACAACGACGACUAUUGUCCCGACAACAACGUCCACAACCACUGUUUCAACAACCACAACAACUCGUCCAACCACAACAACCACUGUUCCAACAACAACCACCACUGUUCCAACAACAACAACCACGUGCUCAACAACGACGACUACUGUCCCGACAACAACAGCCACAACAACUCGUCCAACCACAACCACAACUGUCACCACAACAACAACAACAGCCACGUGCUCAACAACGACAACCACUGUCCCAACAACAACAACAACGGCUUGUACGGCAACAACUAAACCACCAUGUACCACGGUAACUCCACCAUGCCCAAGCUCUGCAGCCAUCAAUGCCAAUAGCCAACAAAUUCCAAGCUUAUCGAAGGAACAGACAUCAUCAGAAUCAGUAACUGUAAAUCGGGAUAAACACAUAGAGACAGCUUGUUUGGAUAAAGUCAACGGAUUCUUGUUACCUUCAUUGAGAAAUUGCAACGAUUACUAUAUUUGCCGCAAUCGCGAAGCUGUGAAGGUCAGUUGUGGCAAUCUGCAUUUCAAUCCAUUAAGAGGUCUUUGCGACUAUCCAGAAUAUGCUGGAUGUAUCCGAAAUGCUUUUACGAAAGCUUAA
Molecule: messenger RNA, 2085 nt
Organism: Ceratitis capitata (Mediterranean fruit fly)
Lineage: Eukaryota; Metazoa; Arthropoda; Insecta; Diptera; Tephritidae
Product: mucin-2-like
Exons: 2
Coding region: 1-2085 (694 amino acids)
Cellular component (GO): extracellular region
Molecular function (GO): chitin binding
Source: RefSeq, a predicted model, not a curated record